AGAAGAGAUGGAUGGUAGGAAAUCCAACCCCAGUAUUACUCAUUGCCACUCCCUUCUCAUCUCUCACACUGUUUGUUUCACCCCCACACCCAAAUCACAUUAGCUGCUGACCGCUUCAGUGCUGCACGUUCUCGACCUGUCCCUCUCAUCUCAUCUGUGCUCUUUUCAGUGUGCAAUAAGAGCUUCAACAGUGUCCCUUCCCUCUGUUGGGUUCUCCUUCUCUUAUGGAUGCUGUGGAAGAUGAAAUCUAGGUAGAGGAGGAGAGCUGGGAUUUAUGGAAUAUAAGAACCAAGCUGCCGUUGUCGAUGAGGAGGAUGAUGAGGAGGAGGAGAUAGAGCUACCUUCUUCCACAUCUCUAGGUUACAAUCCUCCUCCUCCUCCUCCUCCUAUUAGAGGAUCAGCUUUCUCCAAACCCGUCCUCAAUCCUUUUUCUUCUCUGAUCUCCCCCAGCAGAGGAGGAGGAGGAAGUGGAAGUGGCUCAUCAGCUGCUAGGAAUUCCGGUUUCUAUGGAAUCACCACGCCAUCAUCGGUUCACCCAACUACGGCUGCUGCUGUAGAUCACCAAGUCUCUCUGUCUGUUGUGAGGAACUCCGAUCCGGUUGCAGUCGGUGGUGCAACUACACCUGACUCCAAAUCUACCGCCGCGGCUAGGAACUCGACGUCCGCUGCCACGGCCGAUGUCUCCGUCAGGUACAAAGAAUGUCUCCGCAAUCACGCGGCCGGCAUCGGCGGCCACGUCCUCGAUGGCUGUGGCGAGUUCAUGCCGGAGGGCGAGCCGUCCACGCCCGGGGGGCUGAAGUGCGCGGCCUGCGGCUGCCACAGGAGCUUCCACCGCAAGGAGACCGACGGUGACAACGAGGCUACUGACCCUUACUACCGUGUCGCCGCCCGUCCUGCUCUCCUCCUCCCUCCUCCUCCCCAACACCACCACCACCACAAGCAAUUCCCCUUCGGUUCUCCCACCACGCCUUCCUCCGCCCUCGUGGCCUUCGGAGGCAACGCCAGCGCGAGCGGGGGGACGACAACGGAGUCAUCGAGCGAGGAGAGGAUCAAUGCCGGGGCGCCGACGCCGGCCACCGCGCAGAGGAAGCGGUUCCGGACCAAGUUCACGGUGGAGCAGAAGGAGAAGAUGCUGGCUUUCGCGGAUCGGGUGGGGUGGAGGAUUCAGAAGCAAGACGAGGCUCAGGUCCAGGAAUUCUGCGCCAAGGCCGGGGUGAGGAGGCAGGUCUUGAAGGUCUGGAUGCACAACAACAAGCACUUGUUCAAGAAGCAGCAGCAACCAGCAAGCGAGGAUGAACCCUCGGCACAGCAGCACCUGCAUCAACCGCACCCGCCUCAAGAUUGACAGCAGCAGCAGCAGCUUGUGAGGGCCAUGAUCCUGUCCUCUUCUCAAUUUAUGUCGUUGUGUUGCUAGGGUUUACGAGGGAGUGGAGGAGGCAUGGAGAAGAAGGGAAAUGAAACAUCUGUAUUCCACUUGUUGGUUUUCUGAUUCGAGCUGCGCUUUUCUUCUUCCA
Musa acuminata subsp. malaccensis (wild Malaysian banana) is the source of this 1514-nucleotide messenger RNA. RefSeq names its product zinc-finger homeodomain protein 6-like. Gene Ontology annotation, biological process: regulation of DNA-templated transcription; regulation of developmental process. Gene Ontology annotation, cellular component: nucleus. The record is from RefSeq and is a predicted model, not a curated record. NCBI's taxonomy places the organism in Eukaryota, Viridiplantae, Streptophyta, Magnoliopsida, Zingiberales, Musaceae. Gene Ontology annotation, molecular function: DNA-binding transcription factor activity; transcription cis-regulatory region binding.